CGCCGAUUGUGCUUCGACUUCAGUGCAACGUUCGUACAGUGUUCGAACAGUAUCAACGUCACAAGCGAAAUAUUUUUUGCAAAGUAAAAAAGUGAAGUUUUUUUCAAUUCUCACCACCUGAACCGAUAGAAAAAACAUGAGGGGGAGAAAAAAGAAUGAUACAGUGACAAAAUCAUUGGAAAAAAAAAGGAAGAUUCUUCCAGUCUCAGAGUAACUCUAAGUUCUUAUAAUUCUGCCAAGAGAACAACACGAUCAAAUAAAAGCAGCAAAAAUGAUUUCGAGUCCUUGGAAAACGUCAAGUUGAAAAAAUCAACAAAAAAAAUUGCUGCAUCAAAAAUUGAGAACUCAGAUACCCAGCAUAAGUCACCUAAUAAGGAUUGUGACGACAAUGCACAGAAAAUGAGUGACUCUAUUUCGAUUGCCAAUGAGCUUCAAACAAAUUCUGCAACAGCAAUGACCAGCGUCGUAACAAAUUCUUCAACAGCAAUGACCAGCGUCGUAACAAAUUCUUCAACAGCAAUGACCAGCGUCGUAACAAAUUCUUCAACAGCAAUGACCAGCAUCGUAACAAAUUCUUCAACAGCAAUGACCAGCGUCGUUACAAAUUCUUCAUUUAUCAGCAGUGAUACAAUUUCUCCAGCAGUAACUACCAGCGUCAAUACCAAUUCUUCACUAGUAAUUACCAGCGUUGAUACAAAUUCUUCACCGGUAACUACCAGCGUCAAUACAAAUGCUUCACCAAGAAUUACUAGCGUCGAUAUAAAUCCUUCACCAGUGAUUAUCAGCGUUGAAACAACUUUUUCACCAGUAACUACCAGCGUUGAAACAACUUCUUCACCAGUAACUAGCAGCGUUGAAACAACUUCUUCACCAGUACCUACCAGCGUCAAUACAAAUUCUUCACCAGUAAUUACCAGUGUUGAUAAAAAUUCUUCACCGGUAAUUACCAGCGUCAAUACCAAAUGCUUCACCAACAAUUACCAGCGUUCAUAAAAAUUCUUCACCAGUAGUUACCAGGGUCGAUACAAAUCCUGGAGAUAUUCCUGAAAAUGAUUUUUCUCCACACUGUGACAAUCCCGCAACAAAUUACAAUAAAAACGUUGCCAUGAAAAAUCCUUCAGACACAAGACAGCUACUCGACCUGGAGUUUGACAUAACCGAAACCAUUGUAUUAGCGGAGAAAUUAUCACUUUCCCCUAUAGUUUCAGAAAAUAUCGACGAAAAAAUUUUGAUUUCCGUUCCAAAAUAUUCAUCGGACAAUGGUACCGAAAUGGAAAAAAAGAAAAGGAUGAAAGCCAUGCAUUACAGGCAAUUCUCGAGGAUAGUUUCACUUUAUCAGAGCUUGGAUUCGAAAACGAUCAACCAGUGGAAAUACAAAAUAUCGAUGAUGUCAUCAAUAAUCUCGAUGAUCCUGAACUGACUAUCGACAAUGAAGACGAUAGCACGGUGGACAUGAAUUGGGAGAACGACACUAAUUCUGGAAAUUAUCGGAGUGUUAAUCCAUAUGCCAUUCAUUGAACAAACUCUUCAUCUUCCGACGAAUUGCACGAGAUAAUACCUACCCAAGAAAUCGAAGUUGAUGAAAUACAAAACAGCUCUCAAGUCGAGGAAGAAAGUGAUAAAGAAAAUCAGAAUGACAACGUGAAUUCAACUGUUGAAGAUCCCAAUGAUAAAACGUUUGAUGCUUCCAAUCAACAACAAGAUCAUUCAGCGACUACGAGCAAUUUUUCGGAAUCGAAUAUCAAUGAAACGACAGUUUCGACUGAGGCAUCAAUGAAGAAAUUAAUCUAAUCCAGGAGCAGUCAAGACUGGUUCAAUUGACAAUCAAAAUCUCUUUGCAUUACCAAAUGUUUCAAAGAGCAAAUUGAGUUUUUGCAUGUAUUGCAAAAAAAUGCAAACUGUCAUCAGCCGUCAUUUAGAGCGCGUUCAUCGAGACGAGCCUGAAGUAAAAAAAUUCUCGGUCCUCAAAAAAGGAACUUAUGAAAGGAAACAAAUUAUAGAGACGUUGAAGAACCAAGGCAACAACAUGUAUAACACUGACAAGAGAUAUAAUCAGACUGGAGAGUUGUUGGUGUCUCGAAGACCAAGGGAGCGUCGAGUGGCCACGGAAUACAGGACUUGCCACAAUUGCAAGGGUUAUUUUUCAAAAAAAGCAAUUCGUCGACAUUUUCAAAGAUGUGUCGGAUCUUCAAGUAAACAUAAACGACACAACAUCAUUCUUUCUCGCCGCAUUGAAGGCCGUCUACAUGAGGACGCUUGUGAAAGAUUCGUUAGAAUCUUCUCAGUGUUAAGAGAAGAUGAAAUAACACGGCUAGUCAGAUAUGACGAACUGUUGAUAAAGUUUGGCAAUGCAAUGUGCGACAAAUAUAAAAAGCCACAGCAGGAGGCGAUGAUCCGGAAUCGUUUACGAACGCUCGGCCGGUUGUUGAAAGCAAUGAGAGAAGUAAGUCAGGAAAUCACUGACUUCAUGUCGAUCUACCAUCCAAAGCACUACAAAACUAUGAUUACCGCCGUGAAGAACCUCUCCGAUUUCAACGAAGAAACGGGAGCGGUUGAAAAUUCGUCUCUCGCCAUCAGCAUUGGCAUUUAUAUUACGGCUGUCGGCGAAUUUUUGAAAUUUCUCACAAUUGAAAAAGAUGACGAUGCCCAUCAGAAGCUCGUCGAAAAAUACCUUUUUCUUCACAAAUCACAGUAUACAGUCCGGGUUAAUCGCGUAGCUCUCGAAGCACAGGCCAAAAAACAUCGAGAGUUGAAGAAACCUCUGCCAACGACGGAUGAUAUCAGAAAAUUGUGUGACUACGUAAACGAAAAGAGGGCGGCUGCGUACAAAAAUUUAAAACAGAAAUAUACGUACGAAGGAUGGUUACAGCUGCUCCAGUAUAGCCUGAUAUCAAUCCAAAUUUUUAAUCGUCGUCGAUCAGGAGAGAUCGAGCGUGCGGAGAUCAGUGAUUUAAAGGGAAUAGAAAAGAUCAGUGGAGAAACAAAUCCCGAUACAUAUAAUCAACUGUCGGAAGAACAAAAGGCUACCGUUUCCCUAUACAGUCGACUCAUAAUAACUGGCAAACUUCAACGCGACGUGCCUGUUUUGCUUGACAAAGGAAUGGAGGACUGUUUGACACUGAUUCUGAGCUACCGUCAAAAUGCUCGGGUUCCGAGUAAGAAUCCUUUUGUCUUUGGCAUUCCUGGUUUCGAGGAUGGUCGGUUAAAAUAUUUGAGAGCGUGUCCGCUGAUGAGACAGUACGCGAACGAGUGUGGAGCCGAACACCCUGAGCGUCUACGAGGAACUUAUUUAAGAAAACAUAUGGCAACGAAUUGCGCAGCUCAAAAUAUGGAUGAGAAUGAGAUUAAGGACAUUGCUAAUUUAAUGGGCCAUGCUGAGGCCAUUCACCGAUCUCACUACCGGCAAUCGGUAGUUUCGCGAGACGUAGUUGGCGUAGCUAAAGCUCUUCGUUCCGCGAUGGGUUACGACAACAUGCCUAUAGCUACGAAUGAAACCAGCGAAGAAGAAUGCGCUCCGUUGCCCAGAGUUCAACAAGCCCGAAAAAAAAAGUGGCGCCGAAAAGGAAGAUGGCUCAGGAGCUCGAUUCGAGCGAUUCGUCUAAUAGUCCAGUCACCUUAGGCCAUAUUUUACGAAGUUCUAUUCAAGAGACCUAGAGGUUAGCCAAUUUUUUUAUAGGUUGUUUGGACCUACAGGAAUAUAGCCCUGAGUUUUCGAACAAAUCCGACUUGCACUUUUGCAAUAAAAAAUUAUUAAAAAAAAAAAAAUCGAUUUUUUUGAGUUGGUGCUCAGGGAACGCAUCUGAUCGAAAAACUUAACAGAUGAAAGUUGUUCGGCAUAACGUCCUCUAUAAAAAAGGUCUUAUACAAAAAUGCGCUAUCAUUGUUAAUUAAGCAGUUAAUUGCCAAUAAAGACAAAAAAUCACAACUUUGUUUUUGCUGCUACAAUCGUUUGUUUGUAGAGUAAUCGGUUUGAAAUUCAUACAAGAUGUAGGGAAUUCAAUGCCCAAGAGAAUGGUGCCAGAUUUAUUAACCUGUGAGAUAUAGUUUAGUAACAAUUUGCGAUCUUCGAAAAAACUUUGACAUCUCAUAGAAUUUGGCGAUGAAGGCCUACAGUGUAGAAAAAAAUCGAGGAGCUUCGUGUCACCGUGCACAAACUUUUUGGAAAAAAUAAAUCGUUUUUGUUGAUAAUAAAUAGUGUUUUUUGACGUUUUAAAAAUUUUGCUUAUAAACAAAUAGCAAUUCUGGACAAAGUUACAAAGAUAUUCGGAAAAAUCUUGGACCAUUCGAUGCGUUUUUGGAAAACGAACAAUUUAAAAAAAAAAGUCGCAAUAUCUCUAUUACAGACCGAGAUAUGAAUAUUUUUAUAUUUUUGCAAAUAUCUGUUGUUGAUAUUGAGAUUUUUGCAAAAAUCAAAUUCGAUAGCCUUCCGUAGGGUUCCGGCUAUGAGAUUCGAUAAAAUACUGACCUCCA
Venturia canescens is the source of this 4470-nucleotide messenger RNA. RefSeq lists its product as uncharacterized. The record is from RefSeq and is a predicted model, not a curated record. Gene Ontology annotation, biological process: DNA integration; DNA recombination. Lineage: Eukaryota; Metazoa; Arthropoda; Insecta; Hymenoptera; Ichneumonidae. The coding region runs from base 1877 to 3619 and encodes 580 amino acids. The transcript has 5 exons. Gene Ontology annotation, molecular function: DNA binding.